This is a messenger RNA of Blepharisma stoltei, 1647 nucleotides long. The record is from the annotation of a GenBank genome assembly. Lineage: Eukaryota; Ciliophora; Heterotrichea; Heterotrichida; Blepharismidae.
AUGCAAAUUGAUUUUUGUAAUGGAAAAAGUUACGACAUACUUGCUCCCCUCCUCUGUGAGUCAACAAAACCAUUGGAAAAAUCCCUAUUUUUUUGUAAAAACACCCUCCACAAGCGAGCAAAAAUUUUUUAUAAAAAAUUAUUUUGAUAAAUCAGCUAUAACCAUUAUUAUGCUGAAUUUUCAACUGGAAUUUUUUUAAAUUUCGAAAAAAAAAAAAACUAUAAUAUUUUAUAUAAAUUUUUAAAACAAAAAUUUAACACCUUCGUAAGUGAAUAAAUUUUUUUUAUUUGCUAGCCGAGGGAGGAGAGGUUAAUGAUUAUUUGCGAAAUACCUUUUUGUAUCCAAGAACCAAAGCUCGAAAUAAGGAAAAUACUAUUUAUCAGCAUUAUUUCUCCAUUCUUCUAUAAACAAAUUUUAAUUUCGGCAUUAAAAGUCAAAAAAUAGCUAGAUUUAUCAUACCAAAAAUAAUCGACUACCAAAUAACAGAGAAAAAUUCCUAAAUCAAUAUGGCAAUAUAGCAGCUAUUGAAGAGAUAAAUCUUUUAUCUGAAGAUUAUCCUAGAAAACAGCUCAAAUGCAUAGAAAUCAUGAGGCAUUUAGAUCAUGAAAAUAUAUUGAAUCGCUUCAGUAUACAUUACAAAAAUGAAAAAUACUUUUUGGUGACAGAAUAUUUACUAUGCGAUUUACACGAAGUUAUAUAUUCUAACUGCCCUUUGGAAAAUAAUGAUUUUAAGCUUAUUAUUUAUCAAGUUUUACAAGGAUUAUAUGCUUUGCAUUCAGCUGGGAUUGUGCAUAAUCAUAUUUGCCCACAAGCAAUUUGGAUUAAUGAAGAUUGUGAUGUGAAAUUUGCAGACUUUUGAUUUGCCACAGAAAUAAACAAAGAAUAUAAUGAUAUUAUUACAGAUUGAACAAUUUGUGCUCCAGAAAUAAUCUGUAAGGCCCCAGCUAUAACAGGGAAAGCUGAUAUUUGAAGCUGCGGAUGACUAUUAUAUGAACUUGUAGCCAGGAGGAAAUCAGUUCUUUUAAAGAGAAGCCUUUUCAGUACUUUAAUCGGAAUUAUUUGCAAAAUAGGGAAGCCAAAUGAAGAUGAUAUGUUUUUUGUUGAGGAUAAAUAUUUUAAAAAAUUAUCAUCUUUACAAGCAUCGGAAAGCCAAAAUAUAAUAGAGCAUGAUGAUAAAUUAUUGAUAGAUUUGCUUACUUUAGUGGCCCUUAAAAAUUUAUAUUUAAAUAUAUAAAAAAAAAUUUCGAAUUCAAAAUUAAAAGACUAAAUUUAUUUAUAAAAUGUAUGCUUAGAAAGCAAGUUGUCAAUAAUUUAAUAUAGCUUGAGAUUUCAUUUUAUAAUAAUUUUCUUUAUAUAUUAGUAUAGUUUAUACAAAAUAAUUUUUAUUAAAAAAUUUUAAACUAGCAAAGAAGUUAAUUUUUCUUAAAAUAGAAUCAUUUGUCCGCUAAUUAAGAGUGGUGAGUUAACAAAAUGCUUGCUUUUAACCCAUUAAAAAGAUGAGACGCCGAAAAAUGUCUGCAACAUCCUUAUUUUGAAGAAAUAUUAGAAUAUUUCCCUAUUCCAUCAAAGAUUCCAGACCUAUUUGAUUGGGAUAUAUUGAACAAGAAAAUUCCUAGAGAAGAAAUUCCAAAAAUGGUAGAUCUUUAA